AUGCACCCUACAUUUGUUAAAUACUAUAAGCAGAGAUAUAGAAAAGAUGAAGGACACGCAGAGGAUACAAUCACACACAAGGGACUUACUGAUCGCCUCUUGAACUGGGCACAUGAGGUCACAGAAGACCAGAAUGAGCUGAGAUGUGGCGUUCCUGACAUCGCAGAAUAUGCCAUCAUAGAAAAGGAUUUAAAAUGGGUGUCCGCCAUCAUAACAUAUAGGAUAGUUAGCUACACCCCAGAUCUGCCACCAGCUGAUGUGGAUCGGAACAUACGAGAAGCCUUGAAAGUGUGGAGCAAGGUGACCCCGCUCCAAUUUAUACAGCUUCGUAGUGGAGAUGCUGACUUGAUGAUCUUCUUUGCUGACAAAGAACAUGGGGAUUUCUUCCCUUUCGAUGGUCCUAGAGGAGUGCUGGCUCACGCCUUUCCUCCUGGUGAGCACUUGGGUGGCGAUGUUCAUUUUGAUGAUGAUGAAACAUGGACAGUGGAUUCAGAAGACUGUAACUUGUUCUCAGUGGCUGUGCAUGAAUUUGGACACACAAUGGGACUGGCACACUCCAGCAAUCCUUAUGCUCUUAUGUACCCCAUCUACAAUUACUUGACUUCAGAAAACUUCACCCUUCCUGCCGAUGAUAUCCUGGGCAUACAGGAACUGUAUGGUUCCAGACCUUCAAGUGUUAUAACUCCCACAAUCUGCAGCCAGGAGGUACCGAUUGAUGCCAUGGCACAUUGGGAAGAAGGCAUCAUUAUAUUUAAAGACAGACAUGUGUGGUAUCACCAUCCAAUGUUGCCUGAACAUAAGGCAAUCGUAACAACUUCACUGUGGGAAGACGUUCCUGAUUUCAUAGAUGCCGCCUAUAAUUACCCAGAAAAGGAUAACAUUUUGUUAUUUAAAGGGAGACAGUUCUGGUCUGUCAAUGGAUCCAAUCUGAAAGUUGAAGGACCUGGAGAUAUUGGUGACUUUGGCUUCCCUGGGUCUGUGAUGAGAAUAGAUGCUGCUGUCCAUGAUGGAGAGAAAGGAAAAACCUUAUUUUUUACAGGAGACCUGUGUUGGAGUUACGAUGAGCAACAAAGACAGAUGGACAGCGGGUUUCCGGUACUGCUGGAGUCACAGUUCCCUGGUGUUGGAAAUAAAGUGGAUGCAGCCUAUAUGCAUGAGAACGGGAACAUCUAUUUUUAUCAUGGAGAUGCACAGAUUGAGUAUGACCCAAGGAUCUGCCAUGUUUCAGAUGUCAGGGAAGAAUUCUCUGCCUUGUGUUAA
Messenger RNA from Bufo bufo (common toad), 1260 nucleotides. RefSeq names its product collagenase 3-like. NCBI's taxonomy places the organism in Eukaryota, Metazoa, Chordata, Amphibia, Anura, Bufonidae. Gene Ontology annotation, biological process: proteolysis; collagen catabolic process; extracellular matrix organization. Gene Ontology annotation, cellular component: extracellular matrix. The coding region runs from base 1 to 1260 and encodes 419 amino acids. Gene Ontology annotation, molecular function: metalloendopeptidase activity; zinc ion binding. The record is from RefSeq and is a predicted model, not a curated record. The transcript has 9 exons.